Molecule: messenger RNA, 618 nt
Organism: Loa loa (African eye worm)
Lineage: Eukaryota; Metazoa; Nematoda; Chromadorea; Rhabditida; Onchocercidae
Exons: 4
Coding region: 1-618 (205 amino acids)
Cellular component (GO): mitochondrial small ribosomal subunit
Source: RefSeq, a predicted model, not a curated record
AUGUUUGCGUCGCAGAUUCGUUUAAUACAACUAUUACAUUCUUUGAAACGGGUCCGAUGUUGGAGAAGCGACAGUAGUAGCUCAACUAGUCAAGCAGUACCUUCCACAUCAUCAUCGAUUUCUUCCAAUGAACAACAUCAAUGCUUGAGAAGGGUGAUGGAUGAAAAUGAAAUCAAACAGGAUCGCAAACGUUUCGCAGAAUUAUUCCAACACUCAAAAUUUGUACAGCUUGGUGAUUUUGAAGGACGAAUAGUUAUAGGUGAAAUUAUACGCCGAAUCGGGGAUGAUUUGUAUAUCGAUAUGGGACUAAAAUUUGAUGCUGUAUGUAAAGCACCGGUGAUGAAAAAUGAAAGUUAUAAAAUAGGAGCUAAAGUUCUUCUUCGUCUGCAUGAUCCUGAACUUUCUGAGCUGUUUUUGGGUUCUACAAAAGAGUUAACAUUGUUGGAAGCAGAUGCAACUCUUCUCGGUCUUUAUCAUCCACAGUCAGAUGAAUCAAUGAAAGCUGCUUUUCUUGAAAGCAUAGAAAAAGAGGUGAAGAAAAUUGAAGCGUCGUCGUCGAAGAUUGUUGCUGAUGAAUCAGAAUUAAAAGAAUCUGUUGAAAGUUCUAGCAAGAAAUGA